This is a messenger RNA of Puccinia graminis f. sp. tritici CRL 75-36-700-3, 591 nucleotides long. RefSeq lists its product as uncharacterized. The transcript is spliced from 3 exons. The record is from RefSeq and is a predicted model, not a curated record. NCBI's taxonomy places the organism in Eukaryota, Fungi, Basidiomycota, Pucciniomycetes, Pucciniales, Pucciniaceae. Bases 1 to 591 code for a protein of 196 amino acids.
AUGGACGGCUCGACUGGAGGUAGCAGCCGGAGCGUGAUGAACAUGCAAUACUACUGUUCCUAUCGGAUACCCAAUGGAGCACAUAGAGUCGUGGAACAGGACACCGGUACUCGAGGUGGAGACGCAACCCACAAGUGCGAACGGUCAGAUGGGCAAUUGAGGAACCCUCGAGGUUACGCUACUGAACCUCAAACGCGAUAUGAGAACAUAUUCGUUGAGGUCGCACCGGUGCCUCGCCAGUGCGAUGUCCGACGCCCAAACAUGCUUUUCUCUUGGGAUUGUGACAUCGGCAGAACCCUCAUCGAAUUAAUCCCCAACCAGCAGCACAGUUUUAUUCUCCGGAUGUUGACGGGCAGUCAUCUGAUUGAGGCACUCAAAGCUCAUGCAUACAUAUCCAGGUCAAACUGUGUCUGCGAGGUGGUGUCCUGGGGGGUAGUCAAAAGCAAAAUGUCAAAACACGGUUGGCUACAUAUGUUGCGUCGACCGGAAAGACCUUCGCCGGGACUCCGACACAGCCGGGCCGCCGCCUCCAAAGUUGCGUCCGCCGUCGAAGUCUCGAAGACCUCCACCCGCCCAAGUUCGACACACUGA